Molecule: messenger RNA, 474 nt
Organism: Rotaria sp. Silwood2
Lineage: Eukaryota; Metazoa; Rotifera; Eurotatoria; Philodinida; Philodinidae
Source: the annotation of a GenBank genome assembly
AUGAGUUCUAGUACAACAGUAGCUGUUUCAACAUCAACGACGCCUUUCGUAUGUUCAUCCUCACCCCCGACAUAUUAUCAAUAUACGACUGUCACACCAUCUCAAUGUUUAAAUUAUACAGUCAACACCGAUCCAACACGAAACAUUGGCUAUACAUCAUCGAUUAAUUACUGUGAUAAUGUAUCACCAUUCAUUAAUUCUACAUCUGUAUGGAUUCGUUUUCAAGAACCGGCAGGAGCAUUGAUGACCAAUUCACCUGUACCACCAAACUACUGUGGAGCAGUUGUCACUGGAUGGUAUGCUGGUCAAUAUCCACCAACUGUAUUUACUACAGUGACAAGUAUCGUCUGUUUCUACUACGGAACAAAUACUUGUAGUUCUUGCACUGUCAUAUCAGUGACGAAUUGUCUAACUUUUUAUGUUUUUUUACUUCCUCAACCACAAUCCUGUAAUUAUCGUUAUUGCACUUUGUAA